CUUGCAGAGCCGCAUGAUCCGAGAAAGAGAGAGAGAGUGAGUCGGGUGUCCUGUUCUUUUUCCCUUGACCAGUAGUCAACAAGAUGUGCGCGGAUUGGUGUUUCUGACACCCAAAAAUAACGGAACAACUAACUCCAACGAGACAAAGGACGGGAAGAAAUGAAAGCAUCGCGUUCGCAUUUAGCGCCAUCAUCGUCGUCCUCGCCAUCUCCCUUCCUCUUCUUUCGUGCAACGUGAUCUCCAUCUUUGUCUCGGACGCAAGCUUCGUCAACCCUUUUCGUCGCCUGCAAUUCCUACGCACUUUUAUACCAGUUGUGUGAUUGAUGAGACCUAUUUGGAUGAGGUAAAAGCUGUGAAGUGGUCCUGAUUGGUUUUUGCUUUUAUGGGCAACGCAUGCCAAGGAUCUCUCCAUGAGAAGUACUUUCAGGGCUACGAUCAGCCCCUAGAGAAUUCCACCGAUCCCAGGAGGAACCCGCCAUCUGAUCGAUCCAAUUACAGUCACUCGCUGUCUUGCUUGACCUCUGAGAAGCUUGGGGCGCCAGAGUUUGACGGAAAGAAAGAUAGCAAACGUAACGAUAAUUCACCGCUCGUUAGUCCUUGUAAGAAAGAUAUUGUCAUGAGGAGGAGCGCUGAUAACCAGGCUUAUUAUGUAUUAGGCCAUAAAACUGCUAACAUCAGGGACCUCUACACGCUAGGUCGUAAGUUGGGACAGGGUCAAUUUGGGGUUACUUACUUAUGCACGGAGAAUGCCACGGGUAUGGACUAUGCAUGCAAGUCGAUCACAAAGCGGAAGUUGAUAUCUAGGGAGGAUGUGGAGGAUGUUAGGAGGGAGAUCCAGAUAAUGCACCAUUUAGCUGGUCAGAAGAAUAUCGUCACAAUUAAGGGUGCUUACGAGGAUCCAUUGUACGUCCACAUCGUUAUGGAGCUCUGCUCUGGUGGUGAGCUGUUUGACCGGAUUAUCCAGAGGGGGCAUUAUAGUGAGAGGAAGGCCGCUGAGCUAACUAAAAUCAUAGUUGGGGUUGUUGAGGCUUGCCAUUCACUCGGAGUAAUGCAUAGAGACCUGAAGCCUGAGAAUUUUCUGCUGGUCAACAAGGACGACGAUUUCACUCUCAAAGCCAUCGACUUUGGGCUCUCAGUUUUCUUCAAACCAGGGCAAAUAUUUACUGAUGUGGUUGGAAGUCCAUAUUAUGUUGCCCCUGAGGUACUUCUAAAGCAUUAUGGGCCAGCAGCAGAUGUGUGGACAGCAGGUGUAAUUUUGUACAUCCUGUUGAGUGGCGUGCCUCCAUUUUGGGCAGAAACGCAGCAGGGAAUCUUCGAUGCUGUGCUGAAGGGACACAUAGACUUCGACUCAGAUCCGUGGCCCCUAAUAUCCGACAGUGCCAAGGACCUGAUCAGGAAGAUGCUAUGCUGCCGACCUUCAAAUCGCUUGACAGCUCAUGAAGUAUUAUGCCAUCCAUGGAUAUGCGAGAAUGGAGUUGCCCCGGAUAGAGCACUAGAUCCAGCAGUUCUAUCUCGGCUCAAACAUUUCUCUGCAAUGAAUAAGUUAAAGAAGAUGGCUCUGCGGGUAAUUGCUGAAAGUCUCUCUGAGGAGGAGAUUGCUGGUUUGAAAGAAAUGUUUAAAGCAAUGGAUACAGAUAACAGUGGAGCGAUCACCUUUGAUGAACUUAAAGCUGGUUUACGAAGAUAUGGUUCCACGAUGAAGGACACGGAGAUACGUGAUCUCAUGGAUGCUGCUGAUGUUGACAACAGUGGAACGAUAGACUAUGGCGAAUUCAUAGCUGCAACAAUUCACCUUAACAAAUUUGAACGUGAAGAGCACCUCAUUGCAGCCUUUCAGUACUUCGACAAGGAUGGAAGUGGUUAUAUUACAGUUGACGAGCUCCAGCACGCUUGCUCCGAGCAUAAUAUAACUGAUGUUCUCAUUGAAGAUAUCAUCAGAGAAGUUGAUCAAGAUAAUGACGGAAGAAUCGAUUAUGGUGAAUUCGUCGCCAUGAUGCAAAAGGGGAAUGCUGGAUUCGGGAGACGAACAACGACAAACAGUUUAAACAUUAGCAUGAGAGGUCCUCAGGGUGCUGUGUAGCAUCCAGUUGAGAAUGUCCAGCAGAGGUAUAAGCCUAGAAGGUUCAUGUCAGCCUUUUGACUUAACAGCAUUUAUUCUGACAAAUAUUUGAUUGAUCAAAUCUUCUUCCAUAGUUUUCUGACUGGCGGAUAGCAGAAUUGGGAAGAGAAAAAUUAUGAUGAUGAUUGCAGAGUGGUUUUACUUCCUCGAUAGUUUCUAACUCAUUUUUUAUGGAGCAUUUCCCUGUUAUUCUCUUGCGCCCUGUAUGGUUGAAGAAGGCAAUGUCCAAACUGCCUUCAGUUGUACAAUUGUAUAUGUCUCGUACUUAUUUGAGCUGCUAAAUUUUCGGAAAUCUCUAUGUGGGGAGCCUUAUUUCGUCCAAAAGGAAAUGUAACUAGAGUGUUCUGGUUUUCUUUGAUUCA
Molecule: messenger RNA, 2481 nt
Organism: Rhodamnia argentea
Lineage: Eukaryota; Viridiplantae; Streptophyta; Magnoliopsida; Myrtales; Myrtaceae
Product: calcium-dependent protein kinase 26-like
Exons: 8
Coding region: 383-2080 (565 amino acids)
Biological process (GO): peptidyl-serine phosphorylation; intracellular signal transduction; protein autophosphorylation
Cellular component (GO): nucleus; cytoplasm
Molecular function (GO): calmodulin binding; calcium-dependent protein serine/threonine kinase activity; calcium/calmodulin-dependent protein kinase activity
Source: RefSeq, a predicted model, not a curated record